Molecule: messenger RNA, 4821 nt
Organism: Lutra lutra (Eurasian river otter)
Lineage: Eukaryota; Metazoa; Chordata; Mammalia; Carnivora; Mustelidae
Gene: ARHGAP39
Product: Rho GTPase activating protein 39
Exons: 12
Coding region: 275-3613 (1112 amino acids)
Biological process (GO): signal transduction
Cellular component (GO): cytoskeleton; cytoplasm
Molecular function (GO): protein binding; GTPase activator activity
Source: RefSeq, a predicted model, not a curated record
AGGGCAGGCCUGGGCCAGUGGGUGACCCUGGGCCACCCUCCACUCAUCUGUGGGGUGAGGACUGAGCAGGACCUGACUCCUGAGGUAGAGGGAAGGACAGUCAAGCCCUCCAUGGUUAAGGGUCCACGGGGGGUGGACAUGCGUGCUGCUGCCCAGAACUCAGCCAAGGACACCUGUCGUCACCUCACGGGUGGUGCCUUCCUGACUGACGCUGGCGGGGAGCCCCGAUGAGCUGCUGACUUCUGCCCACCUGGGUCGCCAGGAGAAGCCUGCAAUGUCCCAGACAAGGGAUUAUGAAUGUGAGAGCCAUGACGCCGGCGCGCAGGAGCCCCGGGCUGCAGGGUCGAGCACGAGGCUGGAGUGGGUGGAGAUCAUCGAGCCACGCACCCGUGAGCGCAUGUACGCCAACCUGGUCACCGGUGAGUGUGUGUGGGACCCGCCCGCCGGCGUCCGUAUCAAGCGCACCAGCGAGAACCAGUGGUGGGAACUGUUUGACCCCAACACAUCCCGCUUCUACUACUACAACGCCAGCACCCAGCGCACCGUGUGGCACCGGCCGCAGGACUGCGACAUCAUCCCCCUCGCCAAGCUGCAGACCCUGAAGCAGAACACCGAGUCCCCCCGCGCCUCAGCGGAGAAUAGCCCCGGGAGGGCCAGCAGCGUCAGCCGUGAGGGCAGCACCAGCUCGUCCCUGGAGCCUGAGCUGGACGCUGGCGAGAAGGCACAGGAGCCUUUGGGGAGGGCCAGCCGGCAGGCCGCCUUUGGGGCUCUGAAGGAGGAGAGCGGCAGCUCUUCCCCACCAGGAGUGUUCCUCGAGAAGGACUAUGAGAUUUACCGGGAUUAUAAUGUGGACGGCCAGCUUCUUCACUACAGGACCUCCUCACUUCGGUGGAAUUCGGGCACUAAGGAGCGCAUGCUUAUCAAAGUUGCUGACCGGGAGCCCAGCUUCCUCUCCUCCCAGGGCAAUGGCUAUGCCCUAGACAGCCACGCCAGCAGCCGCUCCCGCAGACCCUCAGGUGGGCAACACUCGCCUAGCCUACAGACGUUCGCCCAGGACUCUGACGGCCCCAUCUUCUUUCCUGAACGGCGGCCUUCACCCUUCCUGAAGAGGGCUGAGCUAGGGAGUUGCUCCCCACUGCUGGCCCAGCCACGCAAGCCCACCAGUGACUCCCAGCCCUCCUCCCCACGCUACGCCUAUGAGCCCCCACUCUACGAGGAGCCCCCUGUGGAGUACCAGGCCCCCAUCUACGAUGAGCCCCCCAUGGACGUCCAGUACGAGGCUGGCGGGGGCUACCAGGCUGGCUCACCGCAGCGGUCUCCAGGCCGCAAGCCAGCCCCCUUCCCCCAGUCUCCCAAGCAGGGCUCCUCUUCGCCCUCCCAGCAGCUGGUGCUGACCAGGCAGAGGUGCCCAGACCGCUUCCUUAGCCUGGAGUACAGCCCCGCCGGCAAGGAGUACGUGCGGCAGCUUGUGUACGUGGAACAGGCAGGCUCCAGCCCCAAGCUGCGCGCCGGCCCGAGGCACAAGUACGCACCCGGUCCCGGAGGAGGCUCGCUCCCCCUGCAGCCCAGCCUCUGCCUGCUGCGGGACCAGCGCCUGGGGGUCUCCUCCGGGGACUACAGCAGCAUGGAGGGGCCCGAGCCGCGGCACACCCAGCCACCCAUGCAGGUGCCCCAGGCCCAGGAUGACAGUAUGUCCUGGUCCAGCCAGCAGGACACCAUGUCCUCAACCAGCUACUCCCCAGGCACACGCAAGAGGAAGAGCAGGAACCCUUCUCUGUGCCGCGCCCCCAGCACCUCGGCCACCGAAGGCGCCGGGGACCGCGACCUCCUCGGGGAGCAGCCCCUGGCCGAGGAGCGGCCUCUGUGCGGGCCCAGCCUGGCCCCCGUGAAGCGGGCAGAGGGCAAGACGGGCGAGGCCGAGCCUUUCCUGGCGCAGGCGCGGCUGGCCUGGGAGGCGCAGCAGGCCCACUUCCACAUGAAGCAGCGGGGCAGCUGGGACUCCCAGCAGGAUGGCUCAGGCUACGAGAGCGACGGCGCUGUGCCUCUGCCCAUGCCGGGGCCCGUGGUGCGUGCCUUCAGUGAGGACGAGGCUCUGGCCCAGCAGGAUGGCAAGCACUGGCAGAGGGGCGCCUUGGAGAGGCUGGCUUUCCCCCAAAUCCUGCUUGAGAAAAGCGUCUCCGUGCAGACCAACCUGGCCUCGCCAGAGCCCUACCUUCACCCCUCACAGUCCGAGGAUCUCGGCUCCUGUGCCCAGUUUGAGAGUAGCCGGCAGGCCCGCAGCGUCAUGCCCAGUGCCAGCUGUGUGUUCCCCCCCUUCACACUGCGCAAGCCAUCCUCAGAGACCGACAUCGAGAACUGGGCCUCCAAGCACUUCAACACGCACACCCAGGGCCUCUUCCGGCGGAAGGUGUCCAUCGCCAACAUGCUGGCCUGGAGCAGUGAGUCCAUCAAGAAGCCCAUGAUUGUGACCAGCGACCGCCACGUGAAGAAGGAGGCCUGUGAGAUCUUUAAACUGAUCCAGAUGUACAUGGGUGACCGGCGCGCCAAGGCCGACCCUCUGCACGUAGCCCUGGAGAUAGCCACCAAGGGCUGGAGCGUGCAGGGCCUGCGGGACGAGCUAUACAUCCAGCUGUGCCGGCAGACCACGGAGAACUUCCGCCUCGAGAGCCUGGCCCGCGGCUGGGAGCUCAUGGCCAUCUGCUUGGCCUUCUUCCCACCCACACCCAAGUUCCACUCUUACCUGGAGGGCUACAUCUACCGGCACAUGGACCCCGUCAAUGACACCAAAGUGACGCGGCAUAUGAAAGCGCUCCUGGAAAGGAACACUAAGAAGAAGUCCAAGUUGAGAAAGAAACCCAAGCCUUAUGUUGAGGAACCGGAUGGGGUGGCGAUAAGCACCUACGCCAAGUACUGUUACCACAAGCUACAGAAGGCAGCCCUGACUGGGGCCAAGAAGGGGCUGAAGAAGCCCAACGUGGAGGAAAUCAGGCAUGCCAAGAACGCUGUGUUCAGCCCGUCCAUGUUUGGCAGCGCCCUGCAGGAGGUCAUGAGCAUGCAGAAGGAGCGGUACCCGGAGCGGCAGCUGCCUUGGGUACAGACACGUCUGUCUGAGGAGGUGCUGGCACUCAACGGCGACCAGACAGAAGGCAUCUUCAGAGUCCCUGGGGACAUUGAUGAGGUGAAUGCCCUGAAGCUGCAGGUUGACCAGUGGAAGGUGCCCACCGGCCUGGAGGACCCCCACGUCCCUGCUUCGCUCCUGAAGCUGUGGUAUCGGGAGCUGGAGGAGCCCCUGAUCCCGCACGAGUUCUACGAGCAGUGCAUCGCGCACUACGAGAACCCCGAGGCCGCCGUGGCCGUGGUGCACGCGCUGCCGCGCAUCAACCGCCUGGUGCUGUGCUACCUCAUCCGCUUCCUUCAGGUGUUCGUGCAGCCCGCCAACGUGGCCGUCACCAAGAUGGACGUCAGCAACCUGGCCAUGGUGAUGGCGCCCAACUGCCUGCGCUGCCGAUCCGACGACCCGCGCGUCAUCUUCGAGAACACGCGCAAGGAGAUGUCGUUCCUCCGCGUGCUCAUCCAGCACCUGGACACCAGCUUCAUGGAGGGCGUGCUAUAGCGCGGGGAGGGGGCCCAAGGACCGAGGGUGGGGACAGAGCCGACGCUCGGGGGCGCCCGGGCAGAGGAGCACGCGGGGAGGGGGGAGGGAACGCCCUAGCCGCGGAGGCAGCAUGCCAGGCUCCGCCCAUGCCCGCCCCAGCCCUGGAACCCCCCCACCACCCUCUCCCCCCACCCCAGGCUCUGGGCCUGUGGACGCGGCCUGGCCAGAGGGCCCGUGGGAGGGGCGCCUCUGGGCCCCCUCCCGCCCCUGCCUAGUGGCCAGUUCCUUGGGCACCGCCCCGCCCACCGCCGGCCGGUCAGCCCCCAGAAAGUGCCUUCUGUUUCCUGGAGCCAAGCGACACUGCCCCUCCCGGCCGGUCUGAGAGCACACGCCCCCUCCCCCGCCCUCACCCCCCACACACCCCCACACACACCCCGCCCCGUGAGCUGCCUCGCAGGAGGCGGGGGCUCCUGCGCUAGGCCUAGUCCUGGCCUGGCCCCUGCCUGGCUGCCCGUCUAUCCUCUGCCCGGCACUUCCCCUCGGUCUCCUUCCUGGCCCGUAGCCUCCGACCCCCCCCCCCCGCACCCCGCACCCUGGCACCUGUGGCCUCCAUCGUCGAGAUUGCACAGGAAUUGGGGGUCCCAGGGCACUGGACUGUCCACCGGAGCAGGGCCCUGCAGGCUCUCUCUGGAUGGGGAGGGGCCCCCAAACCAAAGUCCCCUGGGGUGGGGGGCAGGGUUGUUGGGCAGGCAUUCUUGGGGCAGGGUGGGGGAGGGCCAAGAGUAUUUUUUCUUCGUGUAACUAUAAAUUCAGAUUCUAUCCGGCACACCAGUCCGCCUGUGUAUAAAGAUAUAGAGGAAAAGAUAGAACUAAAUUUGCUAAUGACAUAGUUUUAACCCAAAUGCUAUUUAUCUCUGAGCCGUCAUAGCCUGUCCUCUGUGCAGAGCAAGUUGGUAUCACUCCUUCAUUUUCUUCGCCACUUUCUUGGCUUCGACCAAAAACCAAGCCCUGCCCCAUACCCCUCUGGGACCUGCAGUGGAACAAAGGGAAGGAGCCCCAAGCUGGGGAAACUGGGAGCCCCCAGGAUUGCCCUUCCUCAAAGCCAGAGCUGGGGGUAGGAAGUACCUAGACUCUCAGUUUGUACAUUUUCCAUUUUGGAAUUUUGAGUUCCAAUUGUAAAACUUAAUUUCUCCCCAGUUUGUUUUAUAUAUAUAUAUAUAUAUAUA